Metschnikowia bicuspidata var. bicuspidata NRRL YB-4993 is the source of this 2010-nucleotide messenger RNA. RefSeq names its product mannose-ethanolamine phosphotransferase (gene GPI13). Gene Ontology annotation, cellular component: endoplasmic reticulum membrane. The transcript has a single exon. Bases 60 to 1670 code for a protein of 536 amino acids. Gene Ontology annotation, molecular function: mannose-ethanolamine phosphotransferase activity. Gene Ontology annotation, biological process: GPI anchor biosynthetic process. NCBI's taxonomy places the organism in Eukaryota, Fungi, Ascomycota, Pichiomycetes, Serinales, Metschnikowiaceae. The record is from RefSeq and is a predicted model, not a curated record.
UUGCGCUCUCGGUGGUCACCACGUACUCGCGCUCCAUCCCGUCCGUGCGCGUGCUGACCAUGUCCUUCGAGUUCAUCGGCUCCAUCGUGGCCAUGUCGCUCUUGGGCGUGGUCUUGAGCCUGUCCGUCUACGUCGUGUUGCGGCCCGCGCUGCUCGGCCUCAAGACCUGCCUCCUCGCCGGCACGGCCGCGGGCAUCACCGUCGGCUUCUGGGCGCCCAUCAUGGACCGCUUCAGCGUGCUGUGGCUCGCCCACCUGCUCGUCGACUUCUUCGUCUACAACUUCAACAUGUGGUCGCUCAUCUGCUUGGUGUUCGUCGCGCUCCACUGCGCCAUCUUCGCGUCCAACUCCUUCGUCGUCUGGGAGGACAGAAUGGUCAACUGGUUCCUCUCCACGUUCGGCGCCUGCUGCUUGGUCGCCGUGUGCGUCUCCCCCGCGCCGCCCCGCCAGAAGAUCUUGGGCAUCGCCCACGCCAUCACCUUCCUCGUGCUCUCGCGCGUCGUCGCCUCCAUCAACUUGUGUCGCGAGGAGCAGAUGCCCUACUGCACGCCUUCGUUCGCCCCCUCCCGCUGGAGCGUGGGCUUGCUCUACGUGGCCGCGCUCAUCCUCCCGAAAGUCGUCAAGUCCUUCUACAACCUCCUGGCCUCCUACCACUCGGCGGCCCCGUUGUGGAUCGAGUCCGGCUUGAGCCUCAUGAUGCUCAUGAAUGCGGUCUACUGGACCUUGGACCUAAUCGAGACCGACUCCGUGGUCGCGGCAUACUGGGGCACCUCCUUCGACCUCGGGCUCGUCAAGUCCUUCAAGUUGGCUAUCGCGCGCAUCGUGCUAUUUUCGUCCCUUGUGUUGGCUAACUUCAGCUGGUCCCGAGGCCCGCUCUGCGUCAAAAUAGAGCUCUCUCCGGCAACAACAACAACAAUAACAACGGGCCCCGACUUGCCGCCUCGCACCGCGGACGCGUCCACAACCGCCUCCUCCCCUGUUCAGCGUGGCCCGGCACCACCAAGGCAGCCAUCCGCGACCAUCUUGGGCUACGGCAACGUGUAUGGCUCGUCUUACUUCUUGCUUGUGCUCAACUUGGCCGUAGCAGUGCUUUUGGUGACAAAGCCCGUGGGGGCACUUUCCAUCUGCAUCUUGGUGGUUCAGAUCCUCACGCUUCUCGAGCUAUACGACCUUCUUGAGCUCCGACGCAACUUGAUCGCCCCUGUGGUUUUCAGCUUGCUCGGCUAUCAGCAUUUCUUCAGCACAGGGCACCAGGCCACCAUCCCGUCAAUCCAAUGGGACAUUGGCUUCAUGACCACAGAAACAAUAUUCUUCCCCUUCACCCACUUGAACAUCUUCCUCAACACCUUCGGUUCUUUCUUGAUUGUUUGCUCGGCGGUGCCACUCAUCACAUUGUGGAAAAUCCCGCCAUCUGCAAAGCCCAUAACAAUGCUCUCCCAAGUGGUCACAAACGUUACCACGGUGCUCACGUAUCAAAUCCUCACGAGCAUCAUGAGCUUCCUUUUCGCUGCGAUUUUCAGAAGACACUUGAUGGUGUGGAAGGUUUUUGCUCCUCGCUUCAUGUUGAGCGCCCUUCUUUUGAUAGUGCUCAACGUCACCCUCGCUAUUUUCACCAUCUUGUUUGCCACAGGCAGGCUGUUGAUGCAAGUCAAUCGCAUUUUCGGGAGGUGACUUUGGUCUUAUAGAAGCGGUGUUCGGGGUAUCAAGACGCACAAGCAUAGUCCACUUGGAUAUAGAGUUUAUAGGGGACAUUCCGCUACUGGCGGGUACAUCAAAAAUAAGAUACAGAGUCUGCCAAUGCAUGUUGCUCGACCUGCUGCUGUGUUUGUUCUGAUGACCGUUUGAAAGCACUCUAAAGAUGGAACGUUGAAUGAGCAGCACUAAGAUUUGCGCAAUAAGUAGGUGUCGAAGCGCCUGGCCCUAAAUCCAAAGCGCUGCGUCACAUACUUGAUAGUAAGAAACAAACUCUCUUUUCCCAAAUCAUUAUAUUUCCCGUGUCAGACGACGUACA